AUGCAUACUUGUUCUCGGGCCAGUGCGAGUACAAACAGCAAACAAAGGAAAGGAACACCAGGAUUAGUUGCAACUGUUGUUAAGGAGUUGUAUCCAGGGCGAUUAGAUACAUCAACUCCUCACACUGUCAUGCUUUUGGUUAAACAAAACGCUUCCGUGAGUGUGUCAUACUCCACCGCAUGGAGAGGAGUACAGCAAGCUAAAUCUCUGGUUCGUGGUUAUCCUGCAGACAGCUAUAGAGAUCUGUACUCGUAUUUGUACAUGCUACAGAAGGUGAAUCCAGGAACAAAACACAAGGUGUUACUGGACGAACAAGGAAGAUUCAAGUACUUAUUUGUCGCUUUGGAAGCUUGCGUUGAGGGGUUUGUAGCUAUGAGAAAAGUGCUAGUCUUAGCUGCUUGUCAGCUAGUCUUAGCUGCUUGUCAGGAUGGUAGUCGUCACUAUUAUCCGAUUGCUUUUGGAGUUAUUGAUUCAGAAAAAAAUGACAGUUGGGAGUGGUAUUUCAGGCUGUUAAAAACGGUUAUACCCGAUAAUCUUGAGUUGGUUAUUGUGUCGGAUAGAAAUUUAGGCCUCAUUAACGCAGUAGCUGAGGUGUACACGGAAGCUAAACAUGGGUAUUGCACCUGGCAUCUUUCACAGAAUGUGAAAAUGCAAGUUCAAGAGCACUGGUAA
This is a messenger RNA of Eutrema salsugineum, 672 nucleotides long. RefSeq lists its product as uncharacterized. NCBI's taxonomy places the organism in Eukaryota, Viridiplantae, Streptophyta, Magnoliopsida, Brassicales, Brassicaceae. The record is from RefSeq and is a predicted model, not a curated record. The transcript has 2 exons. The coding region runs from base 1 to 672 and encodes 223 amino acids.